This is a messenger RNA of Prorocentrum cordatum, 1134 nucleotides long. NCBI's taxonomy places the organism in Eukaryota, Dinophyceae, Prorocentrales, Prorocentraceae. The record is from the annotation of a GenBank genome assembly.
AUGGCCGCCGGCCCCGCCCUGGGUACAAUGCUGUCAGGACACUACGCCUCCGUCGCCUCCAUGGCCUUCCAUCGCAGAGAGGUGCUCGUAACCGUGGGCGCAGACUCCUGGGUGCACCACUACUGCAUGCAUUCCGACACGUGCUUGUUCCGAUUCCUGUGUUCUCCGCCGCCCACGCCUCCUCCGGCGACGGCCGUCGUUGCAUCGCAGGCGCUGCCCCUGGCGGUGUCGUUGGACGCGGCGGGCGGGCUCAAGCUGCUGGACGUGCGCCGGGGCCACAAGAUCGCGCAGCUGCUGAGCGUCGACGGCGCGGAGGGCGACCCGGCAGCCUGGCCCUGCGUGGCGCAGCCGCGGCAGGUGUUCUGCAGCUCGGCGGGCUUCCUCGCGCUGUGCGAGCCCUCGCUGCCGCCAGACGCGGAGGCCGCGGCAGAGGCCGAGGCUGCCAGGGGCGACGAGGCUGCCAAGGGCGAGGAGAAGUGCGCGCUGGCCUUCUUCGACCAGUCGUCGCUGCUGAAGGGCCUGUUCCCCGGCCUGGCUGCCAGGGUGGGCGCGGAGAGCGACGAGGCGCUCCUGGCCCAGCUCUUCAGCAGCUUCUCGGCGGACGAGCUGCACACCAGGCACGACCCGCCGGCGACCCACGGCGGGCCGAGCCUGCGGCCGCCGGGGGGCGACGCCAUCCAGCAGAGGGCCUCCACCAAUGCGGGCUCCUCGCGCGGGCCCUCGCGGUCUCCCACGAGGUCGCGCGCGGGCGCCGAGCCGGACGUGGUGAAGACGGCCUCGGGUGCCUCCGCGGACUCGCGGGGGUCCUCCCAGCGCCCGCGUUUCGACAGCGCCGCGGCCGCCCCGCUGCUGACCGCGGAGAACCUGCGCAGCAUUGGCCGUGGCUCGGUGAGGACGCGCGACUCCGCGACGCUGUCGAGGGCGCUGACGGCGAGCAGCUCGUACCUGACCUCCGGCCAGGACGACGCCGCGCGGUUCCUGCUCUUCGCGCUGGACGAGGGCCACGCGCACCCCGAGGAUUGGCAGGCCCCAGUGCUGCGGUGCCUCCGGGGCGGCCUGGCGGACAGGGAGCGGCGCCAGAAGCGGAUGGCGAAAAGGAUGGAACAGCUGAAAAAGGAGGUCGCUGGCUCCUGA